Carcharodon carcharias (great white shark) is the source of this 1770-nucleotide messenger RNA. Its product is annotated as flocculation protein FLO11-like. The record is from RefSeq and is a predicted model, not a curated record. Lineage: Eukaryota; Metazoa; Chordata; Chondrichthyes; Lamniformes; Lamnidae. The transcript is spliced from 2 exons. The coding region runs from base 320 to 1057 and encodes 245 amino acids.
ACACAUGAGCUGAUGUAUAUUCAGUUCACAGGCACUGGGUGCUCGGUAGCAGCCUCAGACCAAUUCUCUCCAAUUGGAGCAUGUGGGCUCCCUGACCAGUCGCAGAAACGGGAAUAUUGAACUGAUGUUUGAUCAGUGGCACACGAGCGGCAGCAAGCGAUGAACUCAGAAACACGGCUCCGGAACUGAAAAAUAAAAAAAGAAACUCAUUUUCUUUGCUGCUCCUAAAAUUGCAGCAAAGACUGACCUGACUGUCAGAACCGAUAGAGCAAUUUCAUUAGUGAAUAUUCAAGAUCGACCGGACGUUUGAGCGUAUAAAAUGGGAAACAUUCUGAUCAGGAAGAAGAAAAACUAUAAACUUUCCAGUGACAAAGAGGCUGACAAAUUGGCUGAAGGAACAACAGCAGAAGAUGGAGAGGUAAAUAAGGAAAAGCAGGAAGAGGCCAAAACCACUGAAGAGCACGCAGAAGGAAACAUCUCACAGGCCAAAGACAGCCAGGCUGCCAACAACACAACUGAGGCUAAGGAAGAGGAUAAAGAAACAGUGAAAAAAGAGGAAACUCAAAUGGCUGAGGCUGAAAAGCCACAAGUUUCCACUGAAGCAAAAACAGAGCCUCAGUCCAUGGAACCGACUGCAGAAAAGCCGACAGAACCACCUGAAGCUGCCCCUGUCACUAGUUCUGCAGACAGUGAGCCUCCAGCAGUGCUUGAACCCAGUGCAGAAGUGACAUCCACUCAGUCUUCUGAAACCCCAACACCUGUUCCCGAAAGCAAAACAGAAGAAAAGUGCUCUAGCGAGGUUGAAGUGGAGUCCAAACAGACUGAGGUCUCACCGACUCUUGUAGCCCAAGAGGAAAGUAAAAAAGCAGAGCCCCAGAGUUUGGACUCUGCCACCAGCACCAUUGAUGCUGUUUCUUCCAAGGAGACACCAGCAGCAGAAGCACCUAGCUCCACCCCAGCCGGCCCUGUAGCAUCAGAUAGUGCUACCCCAGCAGAUGUCACAGCUUCAGUGGAUUCUUCAGCCAUUACUGAUCAAACGUUAGCUGUGCAAGAAUAAUGGAUGGUCCCAUUCAACAACCAUUCACAACCUGCAUUAAAUUCCAACUGUACUAACAAACUUGAUCCAACUGUCUUUUACCAGAAAAUUCCCAAACCGAUACACCAUCCUGUUGAAAAGUUCCAUCAGGAAACUUCAAGCUACAUUCUGAAAAAUUACCGGACUUAAAUAUUGAUGUCUGAAAGUUUAGUGAGUGGAAUGAAAAUCUGCUCAACAGCUGUAAGUGAUGUACCUCGCUGAUUCAAACCAACACAAAACAUAAUGGUUAUGACUCUACUGAGUGAUAGUUAAUGGGACUGUGCCAAACCAAUCAGAUAUUCAGAUAACAUCUUUCUUUGUUUUCCAGCUUGAUUUUACACAUUGAGGUACUGCCAGCUGUCAGAUAAAAGCCACCAUGUUCCCUUUCUCAUGACACAUCAGAAACAAUAGAUUUGUCUCAAAAAUACUUCAGACUAACAUACACCUCUCAUUGUACGUAGCCUAUCUAGAUUUAUCUCCAUCAGUUAAUGCAUGUCCGUUGUUGGGUGCACCUGUAGUUCUGUUUAACAGUAAGUGGCAAACAAAUCUGCAUUCAUUGCAAUUCCAGCUUCUUCCCCAUAAUCCUCCAUCACCACAGCACAUGUCGAUAAUGAUGAGAAUUGUAAAAUGGAUGCUUUGGAAUUAUAUGUGAUUGUAUUAAUGGUGCAACAGUAAUAAAAAUCAUGAAAAAAGAA